This is a messenger RNA of Ixodes scapularis (black-legged tick), 3189 nucleotides long. RefSeq lists its product as uncharacterized. Lineage: Eukaryota; Metazoa; Arthropoda; Arachnida; Ixodida; Ixodidae. The record is from RefSeq and is a predicted model, not a curated record. The coding region runs from base 162 to 1667 and encodes 501 amino acids. The transcript is spliced from 2 exons.
CAUCGCGAGGGCGCCACCAGUCACUCAAACCGGAAGGUGCCCCUAUCGACUUCCGUCCUCCCCGACUCCGCCGGCUUCCCGCGACGUAGUUGGGUGGAAAUUUGUUUCGCUAUUUCGAGUGUGUCGCGUUUCUCGCCGCGCCCGCUAUCGCAUGAGCCGAGAUGUUUUCGCAAGACGUUCCUCCGUUGCCGAAGAAAGGAACGUGCUGCAGCGUCCCCGGCUGCAGCUUGCGUUCGGGCACCAACCUGCUGUCUGCAGUGAGAGCGCACCGCUUUCCGGCAGACCCCGAGCGAAGAGCUUCGUGGCUGCAGGCGAUGAAAAGGGACAACUGGCGUCCGAACAACAACAGCCGUAUUUGUUCCGCGCAUUUCAUUCAAGGAGGCCCAUCAGACGAUCCAGGCCAUCCUGAUUAUUGCCCCUCACUCUUCCCAUUUCGCAAGCCGCGCACAAGCCAGCAGUUGCAACGCUACAAUCGUCAACAGGCAAGAUGCUCAAAACGAGCGGGGGCUGAAGCAAAAGACGCUUCUGUUGACCACGCUCCGACUGAGUCGGAAGACAGCGAAGGUGUGGAACACUGCGAGUCCAGCUCCAAGUGUGACAUGUCUGUUGGUACCAUGCUUACAAUCAAGGACAUUGAGCGUCUUGAGGCUGAGAAUGGCAAGCUAAGAAGUGCCCUUGCUGAAACGCAGAAUCGGCUGGAAGAGACAGACAAGCUCCUCACAGAGUACAAGGCCACAAAUCAGAACUUGAUCGCUGGUUUUAACGGGAAUUCCGCCACACAAGCAGCACUGCACUCGGACACCAGAGUCAAGUUUUACACGGGCAUUGUCAGUGUGCAGAUGUUUCACACACUGCUGUCCUUUAUUUUGAGCUUCUGGCAGCCUGAGCUAACGUCUCUCCAGCCACAGGAACAGCUCGUGCUUGUGCUCAUGAAGCUCAGGCUAGGCUUGUUGAAUGAUGACCUUGCAUGCCGGUUCAGGGUGUCCGCCAAGACUGUGGGUGCUGUGUUUCAUGCCUGGCUGGACAUACUUUCAUGCAACCUUGCAAAGUUAAUUGUAUGGCCCUCACAAAGAGCUGUCCGCCGUAACCGUCCUUGUGCUUUCCGUGAUCCUGUUUUCCGGAAUGUCAUUGGUGUCCUUGACUGUACUGAAAUUUUCAUACAGAAACCAUCCUACAUGCUUGCCAGGAGCCAGACAUACUCAAGGUACAAGCACCACAACACUGUAAAAGUCCUUAUUACUGUGUCACCCAGUGGAGCUGUUACUUUUAUUUCAAGGGCGUGGGGGGGACGGGUGUCAGAUAAGGAGCUAACUUUAAAGUCGGGCCUUUUGAACAUUGUGAGGGAAGGGGACGUCUACCUUGUGGACAGAGGCUUCCGGUGUCAAGAGAUGUUUGCUGCAAAGGGUGCCACCUUGCUGAUCCCCGCCUUCACUAAAGGAAAAAAACAGCUUUCAGGUGCAGAAGUUACCCUUUCUCGCAAGCUGUCUCGUGCACGCAUCCACGUAGAGCGUGCAAUUAGGCGGCUGAAAGUAUUCAGGAUUUUUCAGACGGUCUUGCCAAUCUCUUUUGUAAAGAAGUCUGAUGACGUUGCGAUGUGCACAAUCGACAAGGCCUUGAUUGUCUGUGCUGCCCUAACUAACCUGCAGCUGCCUCUGCUCAAGAAGUAGAUCUUUGCUGAAGCACACUCUAAAAAAAAACUCGUGGGUCUACUUUCCCGCACAACACUUGGAGAGCCAAGGACUGCAACUUGCGACGGCAGCUGAGCGAAUGACGAUGCCGAGACAUGUGUUUAAACCAAAAAACGCAGUUUGAGUUGUGACAUUAAGCAAUGCAAGCGUGAAGUUUUGCAUUAGUAAAUGUCACAACUCGGACUGUGUUUUUUGGUCUAAACGCAUGUUUCGGCAUCAUCAUUCACUGAGCUGCCUCCGUAAAUUGCGAUGAUUGGCUGUCCGAGCGUUGUGCGAGAAAGUAGACCCACGGGCUUUUUUUACAGUGCAUUUCAGGCUUAUUAGUGGCACGACCUUGCUCAGAUGGCACAUGAUUGACUUUAGUGUUACAAGGAAUGGCUGUUGUGCACGCAAACUUGUUAAAGGGAUACUAAACCAAAAUUUAAAUUUCGCAAAAGAAAAAAAAAAAAAGGCCGCAGAAGCGUUUAAAGGGAAGCUCCAAAAUAUCACUCGUACAUCGAUAUCUCGAACGGAUGGCCAUACUUUUUGGAAAAGAAGGGCGCGAUCAAGCGAGGUCUUUGACAUCAUUGUUUCCCCGAGAGAAUUUGAGAAUGAGGGAAAGUGGCCUCGCUUCUCUCGUCGUCGUAACUUGACGUGUUUUGUCGGCUGUGUUCAACCGCGCACUUCCUUUCCAAAGCUAUGGCGAUCCGUUAGAGAUAUGGCUGUAUGGGUGAUGUUUUUGAGUUUUGCAGCGUCCCGCUUAUCUGUCCGGCCUUAUUUUGUGAGCUCAAAAUUUCGGUUCAGUAUUCCUUUAAGGGGCCUUUGGUGUCCCCCCUAACAAAGAGCAUUAAUUUUUUUUUUUUAUAUUAAGCUAGGUAUGUUCUUAGGUUUGAAUGUUUUUGUGUAUGCAAUACUUUUCUUUGCCAUGCUGACCUUCCAACUAGUUUAUUUAAAAGGCCAUGGAAUUAGAUGGGGCUUAAAUGUAUGUUGCCCCGGGGUGACAGUAGUGUUUUGCCAUUCGUGGAUUGCACACAAGCUCUGUGUGACUGCUCUAUUUGAUUACACCAAUGCCUUGGUGGACAUUUAACUUGCAAGCAUCACCAUACAUUGGCAGACUGACCUCAUGCUGUCUAGAUAUCUUUCAUUAUUUAUUUUGAUUGUGCUUGGAAAUAGCCAAACUCUUCAAUCUGUGCACAGCACAUGCCCUGUGCUUUUGCCAACCCCAGCAUGCGGCUAUGAUUAGCAAUUACGUGGCUGCUUCUAUUUCCUGUGAGUUUGGAAAUGUAAUAGUAUUUGUUUUGUUUUUUUAUAUCUUUUUGCAAGUGCUAGUGUACAUAUAUGUCAAGGAAUUGUUCUGAGCAGUAUUUGUGGAAGCAAAAUCACUAUGUCCCCUUUGAGAGAAGGACAUCAUUGUAUUUAGGUCCAGAGUGCUGUGAUCAUGCUUGAACCAUUUUCGUAAAGCAGGUAGCUGCAACAAUAAACUUAAUACAGCAGUCUGAAAGUGUUUAUUUACACUGUGAUA